This is a messenger RNA of Alligator sinensis (Chinese alligator), 446 nucleotides long. It is a transcript of the gene TMEM107, whose product is annotated as transmembrane protein 107. Lineage: Eukaryota; Metazoa; Chordata; Crocodylia; Alligatoridae. The annotation marks the transcript as partial. The transcript is spliced from 5 exons. Gene Ontology annotation, cellular component: MKS complex. The record is from RefSeq and is a predicted model, not a curated record. Gene Ontology annotation, biological process: non-motile cilium assembly; protein localization to ciliary transition zone.
CUCGUCAUCGUCAUCGCCGCCUUCUGGGCCCGGGAGGACAACGUCCGGGCAUCGCUGCCCCUGGACCACACGCCCGAGGAGUACGGCCGCCGCGACACCGAGCUGGUGGUGGCCCUGUCGGUGACACUGGGGCUCUUCGCGGUGGAGCUGGCCGGCUUCCUCUCAGGGGUCUCCAUGUUCAACCCUCUGCAGGGCCUGCUUUCGGUGGGGGCGCAUUGUGGCGCAGCCAUCAGCCUCUCCCUCUUCCUGAGCAUGCACUGGGAGAGUGCCUCCUACUGGUACAUCCUGGGCACCUGCAGCGCCUUGCCGGCUGCUGGCGAGAUCCUGCUCUUCGUCUCCGUCUUUGGGCUCAAGAAGAAGCCGCUGUGACAGUGCCGGGGCUGCGAGCUUCCUCUAGUGGUGCCCUGGGACCCCCACCCCCAGAAUAAAUGGGGCUGAGUCCUGGA